Molecule: messenger RNA, 2397 nt
Organism: Pipistrellus nathusii (Nathusius's pipistrelle)
Lineage: Eukaryota; Metazoa; Chordata; Mammalia; Chiroptera; Vespertilionidae
Source: the annotation of a GenBank genome assembly
AUGGGGCAUCCCCCUCUGGAGUUCAGGGACUGCUACCUGGACAGCCCUAAUUUUCGUGAGAGGCUCAAGUGUUAUGAGCAGGAGCUGGAGAGGACCAAUAAAUUCAUCAAAGACGUGAUCAAAGACGGCAACGCGCUUAUCAGCGCAAUGAGAAAUUAUUCUUCAGCUGUUCAGAAAUUUUCCCAGACUCUGCAAUCCUUUCAGUUUGAUUUUAUUGGAGAUACUCUGACUGAUGAUGAGAUUAAUAUUGCUGAAUCCUUCAAGGAAUUUGCUGAAUUACUCAAUGAAGUUGAAAAUGAAAGGAUGAUGAUGGUACACAAUGCUAGUGACUUGCUGAUCAAACCCCUGGAAAGUUUUCGGAAGGAGCAAAUAGGCUUCACCAAGGAGCGGAAAAAGAAAUUUGAAAAGGAUGGUGAGAGGUUUUAUUCUUUGUUGGAUCGACACUUACAUCUGUCUUCCAAAAAGAAAGAAUCUCAGUUACAAGAGGCAGACCUGCAGGUGGACAAGGAAAGGCACAUUUUUUUCGAGUCCUCCCUUGAUUAUGUUUAUCAAAUACAGGAAGUUCAGGAGUCCAAGAAGUUCAAUAUUGUGGAGCCGGUCUUGGCCUUUCUCCAUAGCCUCUUCAUUUCCAACAACUUGACUGUGGAGCUCACACAAGAUUUCCUCCCUUACAAACAAAAGCUCCAGCUAAGUUUGCAGAAUACAAGAAAUCAUUUCUCCAGUACCAGAGAAGAGAUGGAAGAACUUAAGAAAAGGAUGAAAGAGGCUCCACAGACUUGCAAACUUCCAGGACAGCCAACAAUUGAAGGCUAUCUCUAUACCCAAGAGAAAUGGGCUUUGGGAAUAUCCUGGAUGAAAUACUACUGCCAGUAUGAGAAAGAGACCAAAACACUCACCAUGACGCCAAUGGAGCAGAAGCCAGGUGCUAAGCAGGGGCCCUUGGACUUAACCCUGAAGUACUGUGUGAGAAGGAAGACGGAGUCUAUUGACAAGAGGUUCUGUUUUGAUAUAGAAACUAAUGAAAGGCCAGGAACCAUCACUCUACAGGCCCUUUCAGAAGCUAAUAGAAGGCUAUGGAUGGAGGCCAUGGAUGGGAAAGAGCCUAUUUACCACAGCCCCAUAACGAAACAGGAAGAAAUGGAGCUGAAUGAAGUAGGCUUCAAGUUUGUAAGAAAAUGCAUCAAUGUCAUUGAGACAAAAGGGAUCAAGACAGAGGGAUUGUACCGAACCGUGGGCAGCAAUAUUCAAGUUCAGAAGCUGCUGAAUGCCUUUUUUGAUCCUAAAUGCCCAGGAGAUGUUGAUUUUCAUAAUAGUGACUGGGACAUUAAGACAAUCACCAGCUCCUUGAAAUUCUACCUCAGGAAUCUUUCUGAACCUGUCAUGACCUAUAGACUACAUAAAGAGCUGGUCUCUGCUGCCAAGUCUGACAACCUGGAUUAUCGGCUGGGAGCUAUUCACUCCUUAGUAUAUAAACUGCCAGAAAAAAACCGGGAGAUGCUGGAACUUCUUAUAAGGCACUUGGUCAAUGUGUGUGAGCACAGCAAAGAGAAUUUUAUGACCCCCUCCAACAUGGGGGUAAUCUUUGGUCCCACGCUGAUGAGAGCUCAGGAGGAUACUGUGGCUGCCAUGAUGAAUAUCAAAUUCCAGAACAUUGUGGUAGAAAUCCUAAUUGAGCACUUUGUUAAGAUCUAUUCAGGCCCACCUGAGGAAAGUGCUGCACCCCCAGUACCUCCACCUCGAGUGACAGCUAGAAGACACAAACCAAUCACGAUUUCAAAGCGCUUACUGCGGGAAAGGACACUUGGCUAUCAUACCUCUUCCCUAGGUGAAAGUGAAGAUAAAAUUCAACAUCAAACACCCAAUGGUACUAUCACCAGCAGUAUAGAAAUCCCCAAACCACCACAAUACCCCAACCUGCCUAUUCAGAAGAUUGGGGAACCUGAUACUGGGAGAAAGUCCCCAAGCAGACUUGCUUCAGAUGGCAAAUUGGAGUCCUGCCCCGAGGUGGACAUGGGGAAAUUGGUGUCUAAGCUGCACGAUGAAGGAAGGACCAAAGCCACCAAUGGACCUGUGUCAGGCUCUGGGCCCACCAAGGCCCCCUCUUUACACAUAAAGAGACCAGCUCCUCGGCCCCUAGUUCAUCACAAGGAGGGAGACUCUGACAGUUUCAGCAAAGUGCUGCCUCCAGGAGAAAAGCCAACCAUCAUUCGUCCCCCAGUGAGACCUCCAGAUCCUUUCUUCUGGGCAGCUACUCCCCAGAAAACAAAGCCAGAUAUUGUAGCUGGCAAUGCAGGGGAAAUCCCAUCAUCUGUGGUGGCUUCCAGGACCAGGUUCUUUGAAACAGCAUCUCGGAAAACAGGAAGUUCUCAAGGCAGACUUCCUGGAGAUGAGAGUUGA